Messenger RNA from Durio zibethinus, 2458 nucleotides. Its product is annotated as hsp70-Hsp90 organizing protein 3-like. The record is from RefSeq and is a predicted model, not a curated record. Gene Ontology annotation, molecular function: Hsp90 protein binding. Lineage: Eukaryota; Viridiplantae; Streptophyta; Magnoliopsida; Malvales; Malvaceae.
UAUUAUUUAAUAACCUAAAGCUAAUAACAAAAUAAAAUUAACAGGAAAAGGCCGGAGAGACUUAGUUCAAGACAUCCCGCACAGUUCCCUAAGACCAGAAUAAUUCAUUAUAGAUGUAUAAGAUGGGCCUUCAAGGUUUGGACUACUACAAGCCCAAGCAAAUCACCUGACCCGAAAUUGCUGCCUUUGGACUUUGGAGGACCCAUUAUAGCCCAGCCAGGAAAAACUAGGAAGUAGAAAGGGGGGCCCAAAAAGAAAAAUGUAAUUAACACCUGUGAACAUACGUGGCUCGUGUGGAGGUUUUUAAACUUGAAGCAUGGAUAGGAUAGGUUGAGAACUUCUUACCGUAUACCCAAACGUCUGGUUAGAUAAUUCGAGAAAUAAUUCAACCCAUGACCAAACAAAUGUCUAAGAGGCUUCCAGAACCACCACAGUUCUUUGGUCUGCUCCUCGAAGUCGAACUUACUUUUCUCUGAUACAUGCAUUAAUUGUCUCAAUUUCCCGAACCCUAAAACCCAUUUCUUCACCCUUAAAAGAAAUCAAAGCUAUCAAAUUUCUUUGCUAUGGCCGACGAAGCCAAAGCCAAAGGUAACGCCGCCUUUUCUUCCGGCGAUUUCAACACCGCCAUCAAACACUUCACCGAAGCUAUAAACAUUUCCCCGACCAACCACGUCCUUUACUCUAACAGAUCCGCCGCUUACGCUUCUCUCCAUCAAUACGAUGCUGCAUUAUCCGACGCUAAAAGAACCGUCGACCUUAAAUCGGACUGGUCCAAAGGUUACAGCAGGCUCGGCGCGGCUCACCUCGGAUUGCACCAAUACCAAGACGCUAUUUCAGCCUAUAAAAAGGGUCUUGAGAUUGAUCCUAAUAAUGAAGCCUUGAAAUCUGGCUUGGUUGAUGCUCAAUCGGUGGCGACGGCUUCGGAUUCCCGAGCUAGGGCAGCUUCGCCUCCUAGUCCAUUUGGUGACGCUUUUAAGGGACCGGAGAUGUGGGCAAAGUUGACGGCGGAUCCGACGACUAGGGCUUAUUUACAGCAUCCGGAUUUUGUUAAAGCGAUGCAGGAGAUUCAGAGAAACCCUAGCAAGUUGAAUGAGUAUUUGAAAGAUCAGAGAGUUAUGCAAGCUCUGGGGGUUUUGUUGAAUGUUAAGUUUAAGGCACAUGGUGGUGGGGAUGACAUGGAGGUUCCAGAGGCGGAUUCACCACCACCUCCGCCACCUUCACAGCCUGCUAAGGAGGAGGUGAAGAAGCCAGAGCCUAUGCCUGAACCAGAACCGAUGGAAAUUACGGAAGAGAAGGGAAAAAUGGAAAAAAAGGAAAAAGCUUUAAAGGAGAAGGAGGCUGGAAAUGCCGCAUAUAAGAGGAAGGACUUCGAGACAGCUAUUCAGCAUUACACGAAAGCAAUGGAGCUUGAUGAUGAAGAUAUUUCAUACAUCACCAAUCGGGCUGCCGUUUAUUUGGAAAUGGGAAAGUAUGAGGACUGCAUUAAAGAUUGUGACAAGGCUGUUGAAAGAUGUAGAGAGCUCAGAUCAGACUUUAAAAUGAUAGCAAAAGCUUUGACUAGGAAGGGAACUGCUUUGGUGAAGAUGGCGAAAUGCUCAAAAGAUUAUGAUCCAGCUAUUGAGACUUUCCAGAAAGCUCUUACAGAGCAUCGCAAUCCAGACACGUUGAAGAAACUAAAUGAUGCUGAAAAAGCAAAGAAGGAACUUGAGCAACAAGAAUAUUUUGAUCCCAAGAUAGCUAAUGACGAGCGUGAGAAAGGGAAUGAAUGUUUCAAGCAGCAGAAGUAUCCCGAGGCUGUGAAGCAUUAUACAGAGUCAUUGAGAAGAAACCCCAAAGAUCCAAAGGCAUACAGCAAUAGAGCUGCAUGCUACACAAAAUUGGGUGCUUUGCCUGAGGGACUGAAAGAUGCUGAGAAGUGCAUUGAGCUUGAUCCAACCUUUUCUAAGGGUUACACGAGAAAGGGUGCUGUUCAGUUCUUCAUGAAGGAGUAUGACAAAGCUUUAGAAACAUACAAGGAAGGAUUGAAACAUGAUCCUAAUAACCAGGAAUUGCUUGAUGGUGUUAGAAGAUGUGUAGAACAGAUUAACAAAGCUAGCAGAGGUGAUUUGAGUCCUGAAGAAUUGAAGGAAAGACAGGCCAAAGCAAUGCAAGAUCCCGAAAUUCAAAACAUUCUCUCCGAUCCUGUCAUGGGUCAGGUGUUGAUUGAUUUCCAGGAGAACCCGAAGGCAGCGCAGGAGCACAUGAAGAAUCCCAUUGUGAUGAACAAGAUUCAAAAGCUGGUCACUGCUGGAAUUGUCCAGAUCAGAUAAAUGUGAAGGAAAAUUUUGACUUUUUUUUUUCUUUUUCCAGUUCAGUAAUUUUUUAUUUUGCUGUGUUAAUUUGAAUGGAUUAGGUUCAGUUGGAAAUUUUCAAAUCAAUUUAUCAGCAAUUUGGCACCGAGAAGAAUAUAACUGCUGUC